AUGCCGUCUAAACUGGAUGCGACACGACAAAUUCCCGACAGUGUGUUUGGUGGGUCAUUAUCAGUGAUGGAGGGAGAUUCUGUAACUCUAAACAUUGAUGAUACUAAAAAACAUGACGAUUACAUAUUGUGGAAAUUUGGAGCUGAAGCGUCUCUGAUAGCACAAAUCAGUAAAGAGGAUGGAAUCUUCAGCACAUAUAAUGAUGUUCUUGACGGGAGAUUCAGAGACAGACUGAAGCUGGACAAUCAAACUGGAUCUCUGACCAUCACAAACAUCACAACUGAACAUGCUGGACUCUAUGAACUACAGAUAACUGGAGUGAAACUGCCAUCAAAAACAUUCAGUGUUUCUGUUUAUUCUCUGACGUUUCCAGCUGUCAUCAGCAGAGACUGUUCUUCUUCAUCAUCAUCAUCAUGUUCACUGGUGUGUUCAGUGGUGAAUGUGGGUCAUGUGACUCUCUCCUGGUACAAAGGAAACAGUUUAUUGUCCAGCAUCAGUGUGUCUGAUCUCAGCAUCAGUCUCUCUCUACCUCUGGAGGUGGAAUAUCAGGAUAAAAACACCUACAGCUGUGUGCUCAACAAUCCCAUCAGCAACCAGACUCAACAUCUG
Molecule: messenger RNA, 609 nt
Organism: Sinocyclocheilus grahami
Lineage: Eukaryota; Metazoa; Chordata; Actinopteri; Cypriniformes; Cyprinidae
Product: SLAM family member 5-like
Exons: 3
Source: RefSeq, a predicted model, not a curated record